UCCCUUACCUCUUAGAGUUAAGCAGUAAAGCAACUCGACGCCCAAGAGGAGCGAGAGAAGAGUCACCAGUCACAGGACCUUUUCAUAUUCUUUGUAACUCUUUUUUUUGGUUAAUAUACGGGUGGGAUUCUGUUAGUGCACGGAAAUUUUUAAAUAUACGGAAAUAAACGGGGACACGCCACUGGAAAUUGACACACCCUCUCCGUUCACUAACUGUCAUGGCGUCCAGUCUUUAGGUUGAAAGGAAAGGGGGAGAGAAUGCCUUUUCAGACCAUCUUUAUUAAGAAGAGGAUUUUUGGGAUUUUACUAGUAUUUAUUGUAGCCCUUCUUUUCUUUUAUACCCAGCUAGGCCCAGCAAAAAUUUCACCAGGAGUUUUGGCUCACAAAGUUUUGAGAGAGUUCACGUGGCUUUCGCUUGACAACAGCUCGACUUUGGAUCACUGCCGGAACUCUGUUCAAGGCCCAAGACUCAUUGCCGAUGAAUUAGGAUACGUGUGUCCAAUAGUAAUGGUUAAUCCAACAGGUUGUUGCAAUAUUGAUCACUCCAUUAGAUUUGACUGUAGCUCUUGUGCUCCUUCAAUGUGCUGUGCUGUAUAUGAACAUUGUGUCUCAUGUUGUCUCAGCUCUGACAAAAAGCCUGUAUUACAAGAUAUUCUCACCAAUUCAAUUCAUCCAGUUUACUCGUCUGUCAAAGACCAGUUCGAGCUGUGCCUUGCUAAAUGCAGGACAUCAUCACAAAGUGUACAUCACGAAAACUCUUAUCGUAACCCUGACACCAAAUACUGCUAUGGCCCUCCUCAUGAUAAACAGUAAAGAAACUAUACAGGAUACUUAUCAAUUCUUCAUUUGUAAUUUUAUAUUUAUUUUAUCAUCAUCUUUUGAUGUAAUUGAAGUUAUGCUGAGUA
Molecule: messenger RNA, 905 nt
Organism: Amphimedon queenslandica
Lineage: Eukaryota; Metazoa; Porifera; Demospongiae; Haplosclerida; Niphatidae
Product: UPF0454 protein C12orf49 homolog
Exons: 5
Coding region: 259-813 (184 amino acids)
Biological process (GO): positive regulation of SREBP signaling pathway
Source: RefSeq, a predicted model, not a curated record